CACCCUCACCCAUCCACUCUAAGCAUUUCCGAUCCAAUCCAUCUCACCACCUACAUACUACUACUACACCAUGUACACAACAGACACCCUCCCAACAAGCUUCUGCAUAGCCCAGGCAAUCGGCCUCAGUGGCGCGGCUUGGCUCUCGGGAAACAUCUUCUCUCUAUCCCUAAUGACAAUCCCGGCUCUUCUCCAAUCCCACAAAGAGCACAGGAUUCCCCUAUCAACAAUCACCAAACAAUGGGCCCUCGUCUAUGAAACGGGCAAGAACCGCGCUCCCCCGAUCGCUCUCUUCACCGCCACCACCCUCCUGUAUCUAUCCUGGGAGACGAGGGCACAGAGCACAUUGGCAGCGAUCGUACCACGGGGAGCUACCACUACGUAUGCGAUUGCUGCUGCAUUGACGAUUGCGAUUGUGCCGUGGACUAUUCUGGCCAUGAAGGGCACGAAUGAUGCUUUGAUGGAGAAGGCCAAAGUGGGCGUGCAGGAGGAGAAGGAUCCUCAGGAGGGAGAGAGGGUCUUGGGAUUGUUGGAUAGGUGGGCGUUACUUAAUGGUGCGAGGGCUAUGUGGCCUCUCGCUGGGUUUUUGGUGGGUUUGUUGGCGGUUGUGCCUUGAUUCAGUUGUUAUGGGUAUUGUAAGUUGAGGGAUAGGAAAAUGGGCGUUAAUGGGUUUUGUAUGAUUAUACUGUGAAAUAAGAUGAUGUAUAUAAUACAUAUAGGUUUUUUAAUGGUGG
Molecule: messenger RNA, 734 nt
Organism: Aspergillus costaricaensis CBS 115574
Lineage: Eukaryota; Fungi; Ascomycota; Eurotiomycetes; Eurotiales; Aspergillaceae
Product: DUF1772 domain-containing protein
Exons: 2
Coding region: 71-616 (181 amino acids)
Source: RefSeq, a predicted model, not a curated record